This is a messenger RNA of Adineta ricciae, 882 nucleotides long. NCBI's taxonomy places the organism in Eukaryota, Metazoa, Rotifera, Eurotatoria, Adinetida, Adinetidae. The record is from the annotation of a GenBank genome assembly.
AUGCCGCCACUGUGGUUCUUGCGAUAUGCAUACUUCAUUCAAUCAGUCAAAGAUGAUAAAUUACAAGCAAGUCAGGCUGAGAUGAACUUGGAAUCGUAUGUUAAAACAUGUUGGCAUUUGAAAGAAAAGAAACAAUUGCAUUUAAUGGAAUUUCAAUAUGCGCCGAUCAAUCAAACGUUUUCUACAAUUCAAGCAAUAAAUAGUACAUGUGAUCAAGAGGAGAAUAUGGAUUGGUGUGCUGAUGGUCGGUGUUUGAUGAAGCAAAUGCCUGAUGAGGUGUUAGAACAAGUUAUCGUACUUAGUAGUAUUUGCUUUCGUUGGAUGAUUACUGGUAACUUGGGUCUUGAUCAACUGAUUACAUAUUUCAUUUCGACGGCUUCCGAUAUUGUCGAUUUCGCGUCAACAAUGGUUGGACAAAGCGAACAGCUGAUUCAAAAUAAAAAUAGGAAUGUCAUGAAAGCUAUUAUUGCUGCUUAUUUCAUAUCUUUGUCACAAUUCAGUGUAAACUUAUCUGGUAAACGAAAACAUGACCAUCGAUAUGACAUUAUUAAGUGGUCGAAAGCCACUAUUCGUGAACGAUUAGCUAUCGUUAUUGAUUUUGUGUUCGGUACUGAACUAUGGGGUAUUUUAACACAAAUGGCAACCGAGGAUGGGCUUCUACUCUGUUUACGUAUUGUUGUCGUCAUCAGAUUCGAUGCAAGUACAUUGGAAAAUCUGUUUUUCGUCAUGAAGAACAUACUGACAAUUGCAAUCUUCACAUAUUACGCAGCUGCGAUCUCGGAUUGUUAUAUUCGACACCGCUAUCGUUAUCAACGAUAUUUUAAAAAACAACAAGCAAUUCUAUUUCGCGAUAGUCUCAGCAUAGAACCGAUCACGAGAUAA